AUGUUAAGUGCAUUGGCAAUCACCUUCCAAGAAGCUACAGGAUUUGGAAAGACAGGGCAUAAUACAAAGGCUAAACGAUCAACAAUAAGAACUCUACUCAAAGACAAACAAAUUCUGGUGGUGGAUGAUAAUGCUGUGAACAGAAGAGUGGCAGAAGGUGCUUUGAAAAAGUAUGGAGCAGUUGUUACCUGUGCAGAGGGGGGAAUGUUAGCUGUUGGGUUGCUUAAGCCUCCCCACAAGUUUGAUGCUUGUUUUAUGGAUCUCCAAAUGCCUGGAAUGGAUGGGUUUGAAGCUACUAGACAGAUCCGUAGUCUUGAGUGUGAAUAUAAUGAAAAAAUUGAUUCUGGUGAAGUAUCAGUUGAUAUGUCCGAAAAUUUGGCUCAUUGGCACACACCUAUUUUAGCUAUGACAGCAGAUGUGAUUCAAGCAACAAAUGAAGAACUCGUGGACUGUGGAAUGGAUGAUUAUGUAUCUAAACCAUUUGAUGAAGGGCAGUUGAGGUAUCUGGCAGCCACCACCGACUUCCCUCUCUACUACCCAACUCUGCCACGACUUGUCAGAAUCGAAUCCUUGCUCAUGUCAUGUAAUUUUCCACUCUUAAGGAAUGGAGGCUGA
Fraxinus pennsylvanica is the source of this 615-nucleotide messenger RNA. Lineage: Eukaryota; Viridiplantae; Streptophyta; Magnoliopsida; Lamiales; Oleaceae. The record is from the annotation of a GenBank genome assembly.